AGACAACGACGAGAAAGAGAUUCAAACGAGAGAAUAUUUUGGGAGUGCUUUUAUUAAGUCUCGGCCUCGUUGUUUCCACUAAGUUGUACGACUGUUCCAAACGAAAUCGCGGAUAUAUUCAUCGUCGAGUCGUCGUGAAAUCGCUUGGUUUUGGUUUCUGCCAGCCCUAGCUGAAGAAUAUCCGAUCGAAGUCGAAGGAAAAUGCCGUUCUGGUGGCCUUUGAUUGUCAUCGCCUUCGCUUACGCGAUCUGUAAAUUCCUUCUGAUGCUCAUUCCUCCCAAUGUUCCUUCAAUCGAAGUCGACGCAUCCGACGUUUUGGCGCAUGGGAAAGACACGGAUGAGAAUAGCUUCAUUUAUAUUCCUCCAAGGGGAAGAACCCAACAAUCAGAGAAAAAGGUUCAGUGCUAUGAACCUGCCACAAUGAAGUAUUUGGGGUUUUUCCCCGCCCUUUCACCCGCCGAGGUUAAGGAUCGAGUGACUCAAGCAAGGAAUGCGCAGAAAAUAUGGGCAAAAAGUAGCUUCAAGCAGAGACGCCAGUUUCUGCGAAUUCUUCUGAAGUAUAUUAUUGAACACCAAGAACUUAUAUGCGAAGUCUCCUCACGUGAUACUGGGAAAACUAUGGUGGAUGCUUCCCUGGGAGAAAUAAUGACAACAUGCGAGAAGAUCACUUGGCUUCUAUCUGAGGGUGAAAGAUGGUUAAAGCCUGAAUACCGUUCUUCUGGAAGAGCGAUGCUCCACAAAGUAUCAAAAGUAGAGUUUCAUCCCCUUGGAGUCAUAGGAGCUAUAGUCCCAUGGAACUAUCCCUUUCACAACAUUUUCAAUCCUAUGCUGGCUGCAGUCUUUUCAGGAAAUAGCAUUGUCAUUAAGGUAUCGGAACAUGCAAGCUGGUCAGGAUGCUUUUACUACCGGAUAAUCCAGGCAGCUUUAGCUGCUGUUGGAGCUCCUGAAAAUCUUGUCGAUGUGAUCACAGGGUUUGCAGAGACAGGAGAAGCACUUGUCUCAUCUGUUGAUAAAAUGAUAUUUGUUGGGUCAACAGUCGUUGGCAAGAUGAUCAUGAGAAAUGCUGCGGAGACAUUGACACCCAUCACUCUUGAACUUGGUGGAAAAGAUGCAUUUAUUGUGUGCGAAGAUGUAGAUGUCUCCCACGUUGCACAAGUGGCUGUAAGGGGUGCCCUUCAGUCCAGUGGGCAAAAUUGUGCUGGUGCUGAAAGAUUUUACGUUCACAGAGACAUUUACCCUGCAUUCGUCAGCCAAAUAACAAAGAUCAUGAAGUCUGUUUCUGCCGGUCCACCCCUUGCUGGGAGGUAUGAUAUGGGUGCUAUAUGCUUGCAAGAACACUCUGAAAGACUACAAAGCCUUGUAAAUGACGCGUUGGACAAAGGAGCGGAGAUUGCGGCCCGUGGGAGCUUUGGUCAUCUGGGUGAAGAUGCAGUCGAUCAAUAUUUCCCUCCAACCGUUCUUGCAAAUGUAAACCACAGUAUGAUGUUAAUGCAAGAAGAGGCUUUCGGGCCGAUCAUGCCGAUCAUGAAAUUUAGCACCGAUGAAGAGGUCAUAAGGCUAGCGAACGAUUCGAGAUAUGGGCUUGGUUGUGCUGUAUUUUCUAGAAGCCAGCGUCGUGCCAGACAAAUCGCUUCUCAAAUUAACUGUGGUGUUAUUGCAAUCAACGACUUUGCGUCAAAUUACAUGUGCCAGUCACUUCCGUUUGGAGGUGUAAAGGACAGCGGAUUUGGACGGUUUGCGGGGAUAGAAGGGUUACGAGCUUGCUGUCUUGUGAAAUCCGUGGUCGAGGACAGGUGGUGGCCCAUUAUCAAAACCAAGAUCCCCAAACCUAUACAGUACCCUGUAGCCGAGAACGGAUUCGAAUUCCAGGAAGCACUAGUGGAAGCCCUCUACAGCUUAAACAUAUGGGAUCGGCUACGAGCGCUCGUCGAUGUCGUGAAGAUCCUCACGGACCAGAGCUCCCGCGUGGUCAGAAAAAGGAAGAGCCACUGAGACCUACGACCGACACACUUUCCAGGUUCGCGCACAAACAUAUCCCGUUUCGAGUGCGGUUGAAUUUUGAUGGAAUUAACGCAUCAUCUAUUGUUCAUCAAGAUAGUAAAAGAGAACUUCGAAAAGAUGUCGAUUCCUUUUCGUCGGGGAUUAUGCCCAAGUUUACUUUCAUCUUGUUAUGAAACAUAAAUGGUAACUGUUCUUCUUCAUAAACCCUAUAUGAUCUGGUCUCAUUACUACA
This is a messenger RNA of Tarenaya hassleriana, 2233 nucleotides long. RefSeq names its product aldehyde dehydrogenase 22A1. Bases 202 to 1992 code for a protein of 596 amino acids. Gene Ontology annotation, molecular function: aldehyde dehydrogenase (NAD+) activity. The transcript is spliced from 14 exons. NCBI's taxonomy places the organism in Eukaryota, Viridiplantae, Streptophyta, Magnoliopsida, Brassicales, Cleomaceae. The record is from RefSeq and is a predicted model, not a curated record.